AUGGGCGUUCCCCGCCCGGGCCGAGGGCUCCUGGCCCCCCUGGCGCUCGUGCUGCUCCUGGGCGGGGUGUGCGCCGAUGAGCUGGACGACCUCAUCGACAGCGUGGAGGCCGUCGUGAAUCUGAUCGCCGAGGACGCCAGCGCGGCGUUCGCGGGCCGCUCCGAGGCCGCGAAGGCCUGCGAGUGCUCGCGACACGCCUGCGGCGGGGAGUUCGACGCCAGCGACGAAUGCCACGAGGAGCUGGGGGACGCAGAGCUGUGCGGCGAGUGCACGGGGCAGAAGCUUGACUUCAGCCAAAGCUUCGUUUUGACGUCACCUGCAACAGACACAGAGAAUAUGGCUGCUGAUGUGAAGGAUUCCAUUUGCACAUUCCGGGGCCUGGAUGAAACAUUUGCCAGUGCAAAAGACCAGUUUGGCACGCGGGCGUGGUCAUAUGUUGCAACAAACAAUGGCGUUAUGAGGAGUUGGCCUGGCCAUGCUCACGAACGAGGAGACGACGUGGAUGCAGAGGAGGCGGACGAGCGACUGGGCAACUGCAAGAAAUACGACCCGAGGUUUCGCCCGUGGUACACUGCAGCCAGCAGUGGUCCAAAGGAUGUCGUGCUGCUUGUGGACACAUCAGAGAGCAUGCUCACUCCAGAUGCAGGGGAGGAUGGGAAGCUGACCACCCGCUGGGAAGUCGCCAAGAAUGCCAUUACCAGCCUGCUGGGCACCUUUAGUGCUUCGGACUAUAUCAAUCUUGUGGAAUUCAAUGCCAAGGCCAAGGCUCUUGUCCCAGACAAGCUGCUGGUGGGAACCGAGGAGAAUAUUGCUAUGCUGAGGGAGGAGGUGGAGAGCGUGGACCCAGAGGGAGACCCCGACUUUGCACUAGGCAUGGAGCUGGCAUUCGAUCUGCUGAUCGGUGCAGCAGAAAAGUUUGAGGAAGGGGAGGAGCUGAGCAGCUCUAACUGUCAAAAGAUCAUUCUUUUCAUCACGGAUGGCGAGGAUUGCACAACAAGAGGGACGCCCUGCUCCAGAGAAACACCGGAAGGCACAACACCAGUGGAUGCAGUCGUCAAUUUCAUCGAGGAGAAACAGCAGGAGCUGGAGGAAGCAGGCAGUCAACGAGCGCACAUAUUCUCCUUUUCUUUUGGGCACGAUGCUGAUGACGAGAUUCCGAAGGAGAUGGCCUGUGCCAACGAAGGAGUGUGGGGGCAAAUUCUGCCCGACGACGACCCCCUGUUCAGGAUGCACGCCUACACCUCCUACCUUGCGUCCCAGAGGGGCGGCGCGGGCGUCAUAUGGUCGCGCGCCUAUGAGGACGCCUUCGGCCUGGGGAACGUCAUUACCGCCGCGAGGCCCAUCUUCAGCCCCCAGACGUCCCUUGGGGCCAACGGCUCCUUCGUGGGCGUGGUGGGGCACGACAUACGGCUGGACGACGUGCAGGCCGUGGCGCCCGAGUUCCUCUCCGUCAUCCGGCGGUGGAUACUGCGCGGCAUACAGUGCAUCGACACCGAGUUCACCGGAUGCGAGCUGCAGCUGCUGCGAGGCGAGGAAAGUCAGUGCCCGGAGAUCCUGGACGACGCGGACUGCUACUACUUCGAGCCCGCCGACAAAUACUACACAAAAAAUUCGGACUUGCUGAGCUUUGACGAUGCGGAGGAGGCCUGCUCCAGCAUGGGCGGCUCCCUCGCCGACUUCGACGACCCACAGGAGAGGGAUAUCGUGUCCGCCCUGGCCUCCAACGCGGGGUCCUGGAUCGGCCUUGUCUUUGACGAAGAUGCCGGGGAGUGGCGUUGGCGGGACGGCGAGGUGGUUUCUCCGAAUUCCACGAUUUGGGUCUUCCGGAGUCUCCGCAAGGAGUCCAACGAGGGCAAGAUGUGCGCCAGCAUGGACCGCCGCGGUGUGCAGCACAACGUGCACCCUGAGGACUGCUCCCUCCCCUCCUCCAGCAUCUGUGAGUUCUCUCCUUCGGACAUCCCCAAAGUAUGCGAGGAUGACAAGAAGCUGAUCAGGGUGGACAGCAAUCACGAAUACAAAGUGCGCCCACUGUCAACUUGCCGGUCAGUGGAGGAGAGCAGGUUGGGCGUCACAGCAGUCAGCCCAGCGGCGGAAUCUCUCACAGAAGAACAGACGAUCUGCCCCAUGGGCGAUCCCAAGACCACCUUCGAGGCACGGUGCUGCGACGACUGCCAGGCAUAG
Ostreobium quekettii is the source of this 2181-nucleotide messenger RNA. NCBI's taxonomy places the organism in Eukaryota, Viridiplantae, Chlorophyta, Ulvophyceae, Bryopsidales, Ostreobiaceae. The record is from the annotation of a GenBank genome assembly.